UGCUUAAACUGUGCACUUGUCCUGAUUUUGAGACUGAAGACUCCGAAAACUACAAGUAAGUGCAAUAAUAUGUGCAAUAUAUAUGCAUGUAUGUAUACAGAUUAUACUUACAAUUUUAUUGGCGAUGUUCUUGGUAAUAUGUUUUUCAUUGGGAUACGAGCUGGGUAUCACCAUGCAGCUGACGAGAUUUUAGUUACGUUUUGUAUUUGAAUAAUAUUUACGAUUAUAUAUACCUGACCAUUCGUACAAUGCUUUGAACUUUCAUCCGAUCUAGAUAUGAAGCUAUUGUUGGUUUGUUUGUGUGGAAUAGUCCUAUUGGUAAGUGACGUGGUGACAUACAUCACUCAUGAUUGUAUUUUAUAUUUUAUCAAUCGGAAUAUACCUAGUAAACAACAAACUCAUUCAUCCAAAUCACCUAUUUCGAUUAACCUAUAAAUAUUCCCCUCCAACUCGACCACGCAGUCGCUCGUCACAGCUAACAAACUACCUGCAACUAACAAAGUAACAAACUGAUGCGAUUGAUUUCAUGGUUUUAACAAUUUUUUCUAACAUUGCAAUUUAGGCGUUUUGCCAAGCGCAAGGUCUCGAAUUCAAAAGAACUGCUGAGGUAUGAUAUAAAAACAAUAAUAUAUUGCAUGUUUCGUUUUAUUUUUCUUAGCUCGUCCAAUCAGAUUCAGUUAGUUAAAUAUUUUAAAAUGUCUCUUUUUCAAAAAUAUUUUCACAAUGUCCUGCUGCGCAUGAUUAUAGACCCUAAGUUCCAUGAGGUUCACCUCUAGUUAUUUUCUUUGCUGUGGGACUUGGAGGAUGUCAUAAGUCGAUCACAAUCAUAAAGAACGGACAGGGACGUACCUAACGAUAUUUGGUUAGGGGGGGGGUUGAACUCAAAAACUUCGUUUUGGGAGCACUCUCAAAAAAAUGUUUCAGGAAAGCAAAAAAUUUUCCGGAAAUUGUUAGCGGGGGAGGGGGGGGGGGGUCGUAGGGGUAGGUGGACGGCUUUUUGCCAAAAAAAACGUCGCAAAAGAUUUUCCAAUUAUUUAACACGUUCCGCAAUUUCAGCAUUCCGGGCCCCUCUGAGGAAGUUGGGUACCCUUUCAGUGACGUUUCUUUGGGGCUGUUACAUCCCCACACUCCACACUCCCAGUAGUUUCGGCCCUAAGAACGAAACCAAUCUAGAAACAGUGUCAUGAAAAUAAUAUAUAUUUAGUUGCGCAUAUAUGGCCAAAUUUCUAAUAUUUUCUUUUUAAUUUCUAUUGUUUAAAAAGUAAAUUUCCAGAAUAUCUUAAGGGUCGACCGAAAGAGUCAAGAUUAUAGACAUAUACUGUAUAGACGGGUGUCUUUAUUAAUUAUAAUAUGCAAUAGUCAUGAACACAUUUUUAUCAAUUGCGUCCAUGGGAAGCUGCAAUCGACGCGGUAUGUUUAUUUCUUUUGUUUAAAAUUUUUUAGACUGGAAAUAUUAACCGUUUUGAGACGACCGAUUUGGAAAGCGAUGAUGAGACUCAGGUGAAACGAUCGCCUUUUUGGUUUGGCAGACGGUGGAGAUCGCGACGUGUGAGACCUACGAAGCGACCUAUUCCGUGGUCUGCCGGUCCAUGUAAGCCACCGUGACUAUUUUAUACUACGCCAAAUUUUCUAGUUGUUCAAGAAAAUUUAGAUCAUUGCCAGGUCUAACCAAACUAAGCACAUCGUUUGAAAAUAAUUUAUUUAAUGAAGUGAUGCAUGGUGCCUAAAAGGCAAGAAAAAAUAAAAGAUUCUCAUUCCUGCCAAGAAAAUUUUUUAUUAAGGAACAGUUCAGCCUUUUGAUGGUUUUAAGGCGCAUUAUAACUCUUUUAACGAAAAAAACUACCUAGGAAAAUCAACUAAGCUUAAUUCAAAAUCAGUGAACUCGAUGUUUUUAACAUUAGAAAUGUUAAAAAAUGUUAAAAACAUUGAGUUCACUGAUCUUGAAUUAUGCCAACCUCGUACGUACACAGAGUCUUUCCUUCUGACGAGGGCUGAAAAGACCCUGGUAGACGCUGGUCACGUGAUCUGCCAAAAUCUAGCAGACUUUUAAUUAGCAAUCCAAGAUGAGGUCAAUAAAUAUUUGAAAUUUGGAUGAUUUUUAUAGUUUAAUUUAUAAUUUGCAUUUUGCAGAUUGUCGUAAAGGAAUCCAAGAUAGAUAAUGCAAAAUCUGCUAGAUUUUAGCAGUGACCAGCGUUUACCAGAGUAUUUUUUCCCAAGAGGAAAGAUCCUGGGGCGAGGUUGAAAUUAUGCUUAUAUAAUUGACUUUCUUAAUUAGUUUUUUCAAUUAAAAACCAUGAUUCAAAAGGCUGAACUGUGACCUUAAGCGAACAAUUUUGAUACUGCGAAAUGAUUUUCUACCAUUUUCAAAUUGAGAAUGAAAUUUUUCUAGCAGUGGUGUAGUGGGUGGGGGGGGGGGGGGGCUCAGUGGGGCUGAGCCCCUCUUGUUAAAAUUUCAUGUUGACUUGGGGGGUUGAGCCCCCUUCCCCAAUAUUUUUUGCACGUUGCAUAAUCGUAACAACAAACGAGAAUGUUCUCUAGAAUUGCAUUCAUUUUCAUUCAUCAUUUAACACGAUAAUAUUUUGUGUAAUCUUUACUCAGUAAUGACGUUGUUCAUGCGCCAUAGCAAAAGUACCGAUCCUGUUUUCUCUGAUUUAAACUCUGUCCAGAGCAUUUUCACUUGAGUGUUUUGAGUUUUGUUGAUUUUAUAUAGAGGAGGCUACAGCAGCUAUUAAAGAGCUUUCCCGAAGAUAUUUCAAAAUAUAUGUUACAGUUAAUAAAUAUUAGGCUGUUAGCAAUUAUGGAAGUCGCAAUUGUUUUUAAUGAGAAUAAUUUGGAAUGUUUGUCCCACAAUUACUAAAAUAAACCCGAACAAAAUUAGAAUUUCCAAAAUAUCAUAUUGUCUCCCCCCCCCCUCGUUAAUUCGUGACACUUUUGGAGAGCCCCCCUUGUUAAUAUUCCAGGACCAUAUCACUGUUUUCUAGCUAAUUAUAGAAGAAACUCUGAAAACUAAGUUUUUACUACUGGAUGAUUGCUUCAUUAUGCUAAAAGUUAGAUUGUCUUCAUCGUGUACAAGCCUGUAUAAACAUGGACAGAAAGAUUGGAAGAAAAACUUAGAAACGUUUCCUGACCAUCUCAUGAUUGACGAUGGUGGAAAUCAAAACGUUUAGUGAUUUUAAAAAUUAUUUAUUUAUUUUCAAAAUAACUAUAUCGAUGCGCAAGGGCCAAACUUUGGUAUUACAACUGCGUGGAGCUAGGGGUGUUUCUUUUGCAAAGGUGUAGCUCAAUUCCAUCGUUCAAUAUUUUCAAAAUGCCUUUCGAUGAGGGGAUGGGAGUCUCCCAAUCAUAAAAGUUCCUGAUAAAAAUGUUUGUUCCUGUUUAAAAAACCUUUAAAAAACGUCAUUCGUUUACUACAAUAUAUUUUUUCUAACGCAAGAAUAAUGAAAUCGUCCGGUUAUUUCAACAUUGGCUGAACGAAAUCGUAUUGAUUUGACCCAAAAUAUGACGUCACCCCCUCCACACCCCUCCGGUAGUUUUGCCCCAGCCAACGUCAUAUCUAUAGGUUUACCACAGAGGGGCAGGGGCAGAAUAUUGAAAACUACGAGAAUAUAUAUUCAGGUUAUUUUACAACAAUCCUCCAUAAAAAGUCGAGCAAACUUUCAACUGCGCCCCCCCCCCCGCCCUCCCCCGGAAAGCAUCAGCUCUGUACGCCAAUGCUGGUAUCUGCCAACGUUCUAAAAGUUACACCCUGAUGACACUUUUUGUUACAAGUUGCCAACUGGUAGUUUCCUAAAUCUUAAACUUUGGUAAACAAAACUGUAUAUUUUGCCACCUCUGAUGUUGGUUUAAUAGGAAAAAAUUUGAGAAUUUUAAAAUUUUGCCCAUUAAGGUAAUUCCGCAGUAAUUGUUCCCGAAAUGAGAAUGUGCUGAAACUUCCCAGGCAUGGAGUUUAUGAUAUACUUAAGUAAAAUCACAAAAAAAGUCGGGGUCACCGAAUUCGUUAAGAAGAUAUGACAAUCACAAUAUACAACCUUUACCCAAUAUGGCGCCAUCCUGACGCUCAUUACUCACAACAGCCCGACAUUUAUUGACGUUUUUAGCGCGGAUUUUGCUUUAGUAAACCUAUCUUGUAAUUAUUUUUGAAAAAUUAUUGUGUUUUGAGCAAAAUGAAACUACUAACGUGUACAAUUCUGAUCCACAAAUGUCUUUUCCACAUUUCUUUACAUAUCUUUCUUUGAGAACAUGCAUUGAUAAAGCAUUUUUUUUCAAGAUCCAGAAAUGAUUUUUCUUUUAAUUUCGGAUAUGAAAUGUAAAAUGCAUUAAAGAAAUAAAUUAUCAGUUAAAAAACGGGGGUCACCGAUCUUUUUAGGGAAUUGUGGCAUUAAAACGUGAAAUACAAGUAAAUAAAUAUACUACAGACACAGGGAACCCUAGCUACACUUUUGUAUGCCUUUUUUGAAAACAUUGAUUUUAACGUAAUUCUUUGCACGAAUGUAACUAAAUAUGUUUUGAAGUAACAUAAAAUUGUCAUAAAAUGAUAUUUUUUAAGGGUACGUAUAAUGGAUGAAAUUAUAAGUUAUAAGAUGUGCGCAGUAAACAUGUGCAAUGCAAAACUGUGUUGACAAAAAUGCAAAGUUUUCAGCUAUGUAAAGUCAAAAUCAGUGUUGCCAGCAUAUAUAGUCUUGUUCAUUAAUGCAUACAGGUAUGCUCUAAUGCCAGUUGUCAGCUUGUAACAGAAAAUGAGAUAAACAAAAUUUCAAUUGGUGCACAUUUUUAAUUCAUUACAAGUUUUGGCCGGCCAUCUACCACGUUGACUCUGCAACUAUAUAAAACUAAAAACUUUUUUAUUUCUGUUUAGGCCAAAGUGGAAACGUCAAAUCAAAAUAUUGCCAAAACGCUGCAAAGAACUGUUUUGGAACAGGCCAGGUUACAAACGUUCAAUUUAUCCGUUCAUUUAAGACAGUACCAAAGGUGAUGAUUGGUUUCACCCUUGUCGACACAAACAAAGAUCAGAAUGUGCGUGUUCGUGCUUCAGUUGAAGGCGUAACCCAGAAUGGAUUCAACAUUAGAUUCAAUCCAUGGGAUAAAUCUAUCACUUAUCAACUUGGUGUCAAUUGGAUGGCAUGUCCAUGAACAUGAGCAGGAACAACACGUGAACGAUAAUUAAACCUCAAUCCUAUUCAGCACCACUUUAAUUAAUAAUGUAUUGUUGUAUUUAGAGCAUGUAAAUUUGAAACUUUGCAGUUGUAAUUUGCAGUUGCAAGUUGUAGUUUGAAACUUUGAUCACGAAUACACUUGUUCACGCG
Messenger RNA from Paramuricea clavata, 5303 nucleotides. The record is from the annotation of a GenBank genome assembly. Lineage: Eukaryota; Metazoa; Cnidaria; Anthozoa; Malacalcyonacea; Plexauridae.